AAUUGAGAGAAAUCAAAGGAAGUAGAGAUGAGAAGAAAAUAAUGAAAAAGAGAGAAGAAAGUUGUAGAGAGAGAGGAGCAAAACCUGUCUCGUGAAGCAGCAGGUGAAGGGAAGGAAAAGGAAAUAAAAGCUCUUUCUCUUCUUUCGUCCACUCUCUUUCUCUCCUUCCCAUCUCUGUAAUGUAAAACCCCCCCUCUCUCUCUCUAAUUCUCUCAACGCUCGCAUUCAUUCUUUGCUUCUUCCUUUUAAAUCACGAGAUCCCCGUCUCUCUUUCUCUCUCCUCCCUUCUCUCUCUUUCUCUCACCAUCUGUCAAUCUCUUUCCCCAUCUCUACAUGUCUUCCUCAACACUUCUCUGUUUCUGUUACACUCCCUAUUGUAUUGGUUGGUGGUCUUGUUGCUUCUGCGACAGACAUUACUGAGAAAGAGAGGAAAAACAAAACGGAAACCUAGAGAGAGAAAGUGAGAGAAAAUCAAUCAAGUCCCCCCCUUUUAAUUUAGUUUCUUGGUUCAAAAAUGUCGCAUUCUGAGAAACCCAUUUCAGAACUAGGGUUUGAUACACUUACCGAUCGGUUUCGCCACUCACUAACAUGUGACAAUAGCGCGAACACGAACAAGCCAGACUUCAGAGAGCUCGAUCUGGGCUCGCCGGUGUCUCCUUUGCGGACUCGGACGAGUGGACCUGCCGCGAGUGGGCUCACCACCACCAGCAGUAGUUCGAGCUCAUCCGGAUCCACAUCCGGAAGGAAUGGACCCAACACGGUCGCCAAAAGAUCUGAUUCCGGAGGUAACAACCACUCCGGCGAGCUAUCGGGGUCUGUAGAAAGUUCCCCUACGGCUGCCGAGAGCGUACGGUCCGCCGGUGGCUCUCGUGGAUUCAGACCGUCUCACCGCCGCUCCGAUUCGGGUGGUUCCCACCCAUUAAUCUAUUCUGGUGGGAGCUCGGUGAAUUCCCCGGCCGUCAAUGUACUUCCCACCGGUAAUAUAUGCCCGUCUGGGAAGAUAUUGAAGACUGGGAUGAUGGCGAGUCGGAGCUCAAAGACUGAUGUUUUGGGUUCAGGAACGGGCAAUUACGGCCACGGAAGCAUAAUGCGGGGUGGCUGCGCCACCAAAUUGGGCGGAGGAGGUGGUGGCGUAGAAGGAAAUGUUGCAAGUGUCGCAACUUCGCGGGGUUUAGGUGGUGGGGAUUUAGUGAAGAGGGCAAUGUCUAGUAUGGAUCCGGAGGUGGUGAAGAGGGCAGGCAAUGAGCAAUACAAAAUGGGGCAUUUGGCUGAGGCUUUGAGUUUGUAUGACCGGGCAAUUGCGAUAUCGCCGGCCAAUACGACUUACCGGUUCAACCGGGCGGUGGCAUUGACGGGUCUCAAGCGGUUGGCAGAGGCGGUGAGAGAAUAUGAGGAGGCCAUUAGGUUGGAUUCGGGAUAUGGGAAGGCACAUCAUCGUUUAGGGUCUCUUAUUCUCCGUCUAGGACAGGUUGAAAAUGCCAGGAGGCACCUUUGUUUACCAGGACACCUGCCAGAUGAAAAUGAGUUGCACAAGUUGCAAGCAGUUGAGAUGCAUAUAAGCAAAUGCACCAAUGCCCGGAAGAUUGGUGAUUGGAGAAGUGUACUGAGGGAAGGUGAUGCUGCCAUUUAUGCUGGAGCUGACGCUUCUCCUCAGCUACAUGCAUGUAAAGCCGAAGCCCUUUUGAAGCUCCACCAACUGGACGAUGCUGAUUCGUGUCUGUCAAAUGUUCCUAGAUUUGAGCCAUCUACUACCUCGUGCUCACAGACAAAAUUUUUUGGAAUGCUUUCUGAGGCAUACCCGUUCUUUGUCAGAGCCCAAAUAGAGAUGGCUUUGGGAAGGUUUGAGAAUGCAGUGGCAGCUGCGGAGAAAGCAGGGCAGAUUGACCCCCGUAACUUUGAAAUUUCUGUUCUGCUCAACAAUGUGAGGUUGGUGGCAAGGGCUCGUGUCCGUGGCAAUGAUCUCUUUAAAUCCGAACGAUACACUGAAGCUUGCUCAGCUUAUGGUGAAGGCCUCAGGGUUGAUCCUUCAAACUCCAUUCUAUAUUGCAAUAGAGCAGCUUGUUGGUAUAAGCUUGGACUGUGGGAGCGAUCUGUUGACGACUGCAAUCAAGCUCUCCGAAUCCAUCCCAACUACACCAAAGCCCUUCUGCGAAGGGCUGCCUCAAACAGCAAGCUUAAUCGGUGGGCUGAAGCCGUCAAAGAUUAUGAGAUCUUGAGGAGGGAACUCCCAGAUGACAACGAAGUUGCAGAAUCAUUGUUCCACGCCCAAGUUGCAUUAAAGAAAUCCCGUGGGGAAGAAGUUUAUAAUAUGAAGUUCGGUGGGGAAGUAGAGUUAGUAUCAGGUCUUGAGCAGUUCAGAGCUGCAAUUUCUUCACCUAGCACUUCUGUAGUCCAUUUCCAAGCAGCAUCUAACCUGCAAUGCAAGCAGUUAUCUCCUGUCCUCAACACUCUGUGUAGUCGUUAUCCUUCCAUAAAUUUUCUGAAGGUGGAUGUGGAAGAGAGCCAAGCGGUUGCAAAUGCUGAAAAUGUGAGGAUUGUUCCGACAUUCAAAAUUUAUAAAAAUGGCAGCAGAGUGAAGGAGAUGAUCUGCCCUAGUCCAGAGGUGUUGGAGUCCUCUGUGAGGCAUUAUAGUUUCUAGACACAUUACUGUAUGUACUUCUGUUCGUCCGCCUUUACUUGUUCCAUUUUCUUCUUGCUGCUGAAUCCAGCCCUGACGGGAAGUCUUCCUCAGCCCUCUCAUCUUACCACCCCUCCCCCCACCAUACAAGGUUCACCAAUUAUCUGUGACAUAAUCAGAACUACAUAAUAAUCGAUUAGCAGCCAAUGUCAGGGGAGCCCAGAGAGAUAGCAUAGUUCCGUUUCACAGUUCUUAUUUAUUCAUUCGUUCACCAUUGCUCUCUGGUCCCAUCUUCCUCACAUUUCUUUUCUUUUUUCUCCUAAACUUCUUUUUACCUUUUCACUUUUAAUGUAGGCCGGCCUCGUUUUGGUAUCUCCAUGUUUCAUUGAGAGAAGAAACGGAGAAAUAUGUAAACUGAUUAAUCUGGUUUUUAGAGCAAGAGAGAGAGAGAGAGAGGGCUGGCUUUUAGAGGAGGCUGUGUACUAUGUACAUGUAUAUAUAUGAAGAUAUAUACAAAACCAUUGGAGGCCAUUGAGGGAGAUUUGAUGUCUGGUGGAAACUUACUGGGUUAGUGAAAGAAGGAAGAAUAUGUUGAUGUUAUUGAUAUUUUGUUCCUUUUUGUUCAACCCUUUCAUCAAUAAAAAAAUCUCAAUUUUUUAUUAA
This is a messenger RNA of Cornus florida, 3280 nucleotides long. RefSeq names its product TPR repeat-containing thioredoxin TTL1. Gene Ontology annotation, molecular function: protein binding. The transcript is spliced from 7 exons. The coding region runs from base 515 to 2638 and encodes 707 amino acids. The record is from RefSeq and is a predicted model, not a curated record. NCBI's taxonomy places the organism in Eukaryota, Viridiplantae, Streptophyta, Magnoliopsida, Cornales, Cornaceae. Gene Ontology annotation, cellular component: cytoplasm.